Messenger RNA from Misgurnus anguillicaudatus (oriental weatherfish), 4346 nucleotides. RefSeq names its product suppressor of cytokine signaling 7 (gene socs7). Gene Ontology annotation, molecular function: 1-phosphatidylinositol-3-kinase regulator activity. Gene Ontology annotation, biological process: intracellular signal transduction; phosphatidylinositol phosphate biosynthetic process. NCBI's taxonomy places the organism in Eukaryota, Metazoa, Chordata, Actinopteri, Cypriniformes, Cobitidae. Gene Ontology annotation, cellular component: phosphatidylinositol 3-kinase complex. The record is from RefSeq and is a predicted model, not a curated record.
GAGAGAGAGAGAGAGAGAGAGAGAGAUGAUUCAGACAAAUCCAGUCAUAUUGGGUAAUGCAGGCGAAUCCGUGUUUUUGGUGCCAUGGCAACAGGAGUCUGAGAUUCAACACUCAUUCCUGUGGGACCCCACCCCCAUUCAGGACUGCAGAGACUCUAGCUUAUGUGUAUCUAUAUACAUACACACAAAACUCAACAUACCUAAACUAUUCAUGUGUGAUUUUGGGUUUUUCUGUUUAUUUUGUACAUUCAAGCAUUUUAUUGUCAGAGCAUAUUUCUCAAACACAUUUUCUUUUAAAUGUAUGUGCAAAGCCAUAACUAUAAUGACGUCCAUAAACUCUUAGUGUUAUGAGAUGGUAGGUUUUAAAUGGCUCUGUGGGCUUGUCAAUGUUUGUAAAAGUUGGCAUGCAGCGACAUCGUUCGGUCCAUCAGUGGAAUUGCAUCACGAAUACAAUACAAAAAUAGCGCAUAUAAAAAAGUCUUGACCAUAGAACAAUGGCUGAAUGUAAACAAUAACUAGGUUUAUUUGCAAAUAAUGUUAUUAGCGUAUAUUCAAAUAUACAAACAGGUAUUUAAAGUAAGCUAGUAUGCCACGUAAUAUAUUGUUUAAAAAUUCACAGUAUUGAGAAAUCUGGUUUUAUUUGCCCUGUAAAUGACAUAUUAUAGUUUGACAUGUGUCCCUAAUUAUUAAACAUUUGUUAAAUAAUCACGAGCCGAACAAAUGCGUCCGAUUUGCAAAUGAGAAUUUCAUUUUUGCAUGGCAAAAUGCGAAUCCGCAAUUUAACAGCUGACCGUAUUUUUGACAACAACGCGAUAAAUGACAUUUGUGUGACCAGCAGGACGUGCAAAAAAAUAAAAACAUUACAGCACGGUGCACGUCACUAAAGGGGGCAACACAUAGCCUGCAGCCAAGUGGACAGCAAUGGCACUGAUAAGACCAAACGCGAAACGCAUCGCAUUUGCGGAAGUGAGCGCGCGGGUGGGGCCUCGGUGUGUGCCGUAGAGACGGUAAUGUGACUACAGACGCCUAUAGGAUACCGUGAAAUGAAGCGUUAUGUAUGACCCUACAAAGACCCGUUGAUUUUUUUUAGGGCCGGACAUUAAAUGGCGCCGAUAUUUGGAAAUAACAGGGGUCACCGUGCGCAAUGUUGAAGGAGCGGCUGAAAUAAGAGUUUACAUUUUCUAAUUGUCUAGCUGUGAGUGGGCUAACUAACACCAAGAGGAUUAAACCCCGUUACCAUCACACAACCGAUAUCUCAUGACUGGAGCAAUGUGAAACGCCGAUAUCGCUCAUUCCUUCAGUCUAUUGAGGAGGAAUAAUAAUGAACGACGCGCAAGAUAUGUCUCCCGAUUUUGUCUUGAUGCGCCUGGUCUCCGCGGCCGAGGAUGACCGCUUGGAUGAGGAGAAUGGGAAUCUGUCGUCGGGCAGCGCACUGACAGUGCAGGAGGUCUUGGCUCAUGGGGGUAUUAAGGGUAACUUUGAAUGCACGCCGAGUCAAAUGGCCCGACACGGACAUAUGAACAAAGCUCCGCAAGCCAGCGGACCGGAGGCACCUGACACUGGAGUGAUGGCGACCAGACCUGCGCUGUCUGUACCGCCUCCGCCGCUUCAUUCAGCCGAGGCCCACGGGUACGAUCUCACACACAGAGGGGGAAUGGGGCCUCAGCUGCUGGUCUUCAGAAACAUAUCGAGAGACUCUGAAGGGUUUUCUGAAAAUAAUUCAGACGAUCAGCGCGCCGUCAGGGCUUUUGAGGACCUCGCAUCCGAAUCUAGCGGCAGCAUCAAUAACAACAUGCUUGGCGCCGUGGACGCGCAGCAUCCUUCAGCGUGGACCCUGCAUCCACAGCUCAAAGCUACAAACACGGAGGGAGCCGAGCUGUGUCACCGGCAUCGUUUGAUAACGGACAAAAAUGACUGGCCGCCGGUGGUGGAUAAAAGCAACCCCGUGUCGAUGACAGAGCCUGGCUGGAGCUGCACAGCGGCGCAGCGACAGCUCCAGCUUCCCGACGGUCCUGUAUUAGAGCUGGCGAGGAAAUUCGGAGAGCUGGGGGUCACUCCAGUAACCGAAUUUUUGCUCAAAGACGGUGAGCUCCCGCACUGUUCGUGUCAAAGCGUCCUCGGUUCGGCAGUAGCUGGAAUAAGGCAAGGCGAGGACCCAACCGAGACCAGUGAUGCUUUGUUGGUGCUGGAGGGCCUCGGGUCAGAAGAGGUGAAAGGCCUGGGCAUCAACACCUGUCAAAAGACAGAAUCACAGAAUGUUGGGGGACAGGGUGAAGUGGUGAACGCGAUGCCGGGUGCGUUUGCGCUCAAGUGUUUCCCAGCGGUGCAGGCCAUGGGGGUAUCCGGGGGACUUUGCGCGCCCGCGUGUAGUGAAUCACGGUUAUGUUGUUUGUUGCGAGAUUCGGUAAACACCACGGCUCAGGCUAAUACCACUGACAAACGGACUCCCGAGCUCCUUUCACCACUGUCCGUUACAACCCAGGCUGAACCGAACCAGCACACUCCGUGUUCCAGCCAGGCAUCCACUCCAAAGGCCCGGCCGGACAGGAGCGCGUCCCGUGCGCAUCUCUCCUGUGCGGUGGGCGGUGGGGAGAAGACGCUAAAGGUACCAGGGAAAUCCAGGAAGGGGUCACUUAAAAUCCGCCUGAGUAAACUUUUCAGAACUAAAAGUUGCAGUGGCUCUAACAAUAUUUUGGACAAGAGACCUUCGGUUACGUUCUCCAUAUCCUCAGCAGGCAGUUUAGUUGACAUGUCAGGUGCAAGCGGUACUGAACAAGACGCAGGGAGCCAACCUCGACUCACAAGGGCACAAAGUGCUUUUUCUGCAGCCUCUUUUACUCCUCUAUUUACAGGAGAGACUGUGUCUUUGGUUGAUGUGGACAUCUCACAGCGAGGGAGAAACUCUCCUCAUCCUCCCACUCCUCCACCUCCUCCUCGACGGAGCCUCAGUCUGCUAGACGACAUAGGUGGGCCGCAACCCGGGCCUUUCCUAGUGAGCGUAAUGGGGGCAUCCCUGCAGUCUCUCCCUCUGCCUCUUCCUCCUCCUCCCCCUCUCCACACUACCAUCCAGCAUAGUCUCAGCCUCAAUGAUGCUUUCUUCCGGGCACUUCCUCAUUCGGCCCCAUCACCAAUGGAGACACCCGCCCCUGCCAGAGUGGCCCCACCAUCGAUUAUGUGUCCGCUGAGAGGGGCCGAUUCCAGUAGCUUCACUGCCAGCCUGAGAGAGCUGGAGCGGUGUGGCUGGUAUUGGGGGCCAAUGAACUGGGAGGAUGCUGAAAUGAAGCUGAGAGGAAAGCCAGAUGGCUCAUUUUUGGUGAGGGACAGUUCGGACCCACGGUACAUCCUCAGCCUCAGCUUUCGCUCGCAGGGAGUCACGCACCACACACGUAUGGAGCACUAUAGAGGAACCUUCAGUUUAUGGUGCCACCCUAAAUUCGAGGACCGCUGCCAUUCUGUGGUCGAAUUUAUCGAGCGAGCCAUCAUGCACUCUAAAAAUGGGAAAUUCCUCUACUUCUUGCGUUCACGUGUACCUGGACUGCCUCCAACCCCUGUGCAGCUGCUCUAUCCAGUCUCACGCUUCAGCAAUGUGAAAUCACUCCAGCAUUUGUGCCGUUUCUGCAUCCGACAACUCGUCCGCAUAGACCACAUUCAGGAGUUGCCCCUUCCCAAACCGCUCAUUGUCUACCUGAGGAAGUUUUAUUACUAUGACCCAGAAGAAGAGAUGUACCUGUCAAUCAAAGGCAUGCGCCAGGCAGCAGGUGUGGAACAGGAAGCCGAAUCUGAAACAUAGCCAGAUCGGUGCCGGUUUUCACUGAUUUCUGUGUGGAUAAUAGAUGGAACAGCGCAUGGACACUUCCUGGUGCACAGCUCUGCUCCAACUCCCUGCCAGUCUUCCAGCAGCAGCCAAUCAACAUCAGCGGACUGGCCCCUCCUCUUUGACCGAACAUGGACAGAGGGAGUUCAGAGGAGUGCUGGAAUACUGUCUAUGUUGAGCAGACAAAUAAAUCCAGAGACUGAAAUGAUAGACAAAAGACUUGAAAACACUGGACAGCAUACAGUGGACUUAAAAAAUAAGUUAAACAAAAAUCGAUCAUGGACAUUUGAUUUGGGGUACUAGAAAAAGCCUUCAUCUGUGAGUUAUAUUACACUGGAGUUUUUAAAAUGGCCGGUUUGUGAAUCCGUCUCUGUUUUGUUAAUUUUUUUUCUUUUCCCAUCAGGCUCUUGUCGCUGGGUGGAGUGUGUGACCCCUUUAUUUGCCCUUUCUGUAAAUCCUUCAGUCUGAUCUGGCCACAUGAACUGUAUUUUGAGUAAAAGACAAAGUAAACAUGAAAAUAAGUGGUGGUAUA